This is a messenger RNA of Anoplopoma fimbria (sablefish), 1359 nucleotides long. Its product is annotated as forkhead box protein F2-like. Gene Ontology annotation, biological process: regulation of transcription by RNA polymerase II; animal organ morphogenesis. The record is from RefSeq and is a predicted model, not a curated record. Gene Ontology annotation, molecular function: RNA polymerase II cis-regulatory region sequence-specific DNA binding; DNA-binding transcription factor activity, RNA polymerase II-specific. NCBI's taxonomy places the organism in Eukaryota, Metazoa, Chordata, Actinopteri, Perciformes, Anoplopomatidae. The coding region runs from base 223 to 1359 and encodes 378 amino acids. The transcript has 2 exons. Gene Ontology annotation, cellular component: nucleus.
GGGAAGCACCGUGCGUAACGGGAGAGUCGUGCGUAACUGGAGACAGAUUUUUACUCCAUUUUGCGCUGGGAUUGUGAGGACCACUGGCGGUGUAACGCUCACUUGCAAGGGACACUGACCACUGGAUCCCAAAUACAUUUCUCGUUUGGAACAUCUAUCAGCUCGUCUUUUCUCCCUCCCUCUCUCCACUCUACGCCAGUCGUAUCCUACGUCAGAGCUGACAUGACGACCGAGACCCCUCAGCAGCAGCUGGACCCUCCGCCUCCUCUGAGAUCCAGCCCGGCGUCCGGCGCCCUGCACCCCGCCAUGCUGAGCCCACAGGCCGCCACAGAAAGUUCGUCCAACGCCAUUAAAGGAAAGAAAGCGAGCUCCGGGUUAAGGCGACCAGAAAAGCCGCCGUACUCCUACAUCGCUCUCAUCGUUAUGGCAAUACAAAGCUCCCCCACCAAAAGACUGACACUCAGUGAGAUCUACCAGUUCCUCCAGGCUCGCUUCCCGUUCUUCAGGGGCUCGUAUCAGGGCUGGAAGAACUCCGUCCGGCACAAUCUCUCGCUGAACGAGUGCUUCAUCAAGCUGCCCAAAGGGCUGGGCCGGCCGGGGAAAGGCCACUACUGGACCAUCGACCCGGGCAGUGAGUUCAUGUUCGAGGAAGGCUCGUUUCGUCGCAGACCCAGAGGCUUCAGAAGAAAAUGUCAAGCUCUGAAGCCCAUGUACCGGAUGAUGAACGGCAUAGGCUUCGGCACCUCCAUCCUCCCGCAGAGUUUUGACUUUCAAGCUCCAUCCGCCACUCUCGCCUGUCACGGAAACGGCUACAACUUGGACAUGAUGAGUAAUUCAAUGGCCGGAGGAUACGACGGGCUGAGCGGCGGCCACCACGUGCCCCACAUGUCCCCGAGCCCCGGUUCCACGUACAUGGCGAGCUGUCCUGUGCCGUCGAACGGGGAGUACGGGCCGGACAGCAGCAGCAGCCCGGUACCCUCCUCUCCAGCGCUGGACGGCCACUCCCCGUACGCCAGUUCAUCCGCACACUGGGCGUCCUCCGGCGGGUCCCCCUACAUCAAGCAGCAGCCUCUGACCUCCAGCAGCCCCGCAUCCUCCGGUUUACACUCCGGCAUGUCGCCUUAUUCUCUGGAGCAGAGCUAUCUUCACCAGAACGGCAGGGACAGCCACAGCACCGACAUAUCAGUGGGGAUUCCACGUUAUCAGAGCCAUUCCUCGGUGUGCGACAGGAAAGAUUUCGUGUUAAACUUCAACGGCAUCUCGUCCUUCCACCCCUCGGCUGGCGGAUCCUACUACCACCACCACCACCACCACCACCCCCAGAGCGUCUGUCAGGACAUCAAACCCUGCGUGAUGUGA